Molecule: messenger RNA, 8245 nt
Organism: Dermacentor andersoni
Lineage: Eukaryota; Metazoa; Arthropoda; Arachnida; Ixodida; Ixodidae
Gene: Trim9
Product: E3 ubiquitin-protein ligase Trim9
Biological process (GO): axon guidance
Cellular component (GO): neuron projection
Molecular function (GO): protein binding; zinc ion binding
Source: RefSeq, a predicted model, not a curated record
ACAUUUGGGACAAAAUCGAAUGCACUCCUAGUUGAUCACGUGAGCAAACCAGUCACGUGAUGACGCUCGCGCGUGCGCAGUGUGCUCGCUCACCCGGCGCGCCGCGUGCGAUCCGUCUGCGAGAGCGUGCGUUCCCGCCCGCUCCCUUCAGUUCUCACCGACCGCGCUUUCGGUAUGCGUUUGUGAUGGGCCUCUGCCGCUGGCGCCAUGGAGGAGGAACUCAAAUGUCCCGCGUGCAAGCACUUCUACUCCAAUCCGGUGUUGCUUCCGUGUUCGCACUCUUUGUGCCUCAACUGUGCAUUGAACGCACAGCAGCCGGCGAACGCGCCGACAACUUCUCACGUCGCGAAUUCCACUUCGUCUUCGGAAGACAGUGGCAACAGCAGCAACAGCGGCCUGGUCGGGCCGUCUGAGAUCGGGACCACAGCGGAUUACCCCGAUGGCGACAAGUUGAGCCUGCUCAGCGAGACGGACAGUGGCGUUGUCUGCACCAGCCGACCGAGUUCUUACGUGGGAACUCCAAAUCUACAAGGUGUUCUGUUCCCGCCACUGCUUCACAGCGGUGUCGCUCUUCUGUCUCUCGCCUGCCCCGAGUGCCACAAGCUCGUGUACUUCGACGAAAAUGGUGCGCACAACUUGUCUCGCAACCGAGCGCUGCAGAAUAUCGUGGAUAAGUACGGCGAGACGCGGCGUCUACCCGUGGCCUGUCAGUUGUGCGAGGCCGAUAGACCGCGGGAGGCCUCGGUGAUGUGCGACCAGUGUGAGGUGUUCUACUGUGAGUCGUGUCGUGAAAACUGUCACCCGGCUCGGGGACCGCUGGCCAAGCACACGCUACUCGAACCCCAGCAAGGGAAGAAAAUUCUUCGCGCACGCUCGCUGGGAGGUCGGGAUUCAAAGUGCACCGACCACACCGAAGAGGCGCUCAGCAUGUACUGCAUGGUGUGCAAGGUCGCCGCCUGCGUGCUUUGCCUUCAGGACGGACGACAUGCCAGUCACGACGUCCAAGCUCUGGGAUCCAUGUGCAAGGCGCAAAAGACGGAGUUGUCGCAGAACCUGCAGGCGCUCUCGGAGAAGGCCAAGACCGCCACCGAGUUCAUCCAGGGGCUCAAGGGCAUGUCCGAGCGAGUGCACGAGAACUGCCUGGCGUUCGAGGCCCAGAUCUCGGCGCAGUGCGACGCCCUGGCCGAGGCCCUGGAGGCCCGCCGGCGCGAGCUGCUGGCGUUCGCGCGACGCGAGCGCGAGGCCAAGCUCAAGGCGCUCAAGGGUCAGCUGGCCAACUGCACGGUGACGCUGCAGAGGACCACCGCGCUGCUGCAGUUCUGCAUCGAGGCACUCAAGGAGACCGACCACGCGGCGUUCCUGCAGAUUGGGCCGUGCCUGAUCAACCGGGUGGCCAACGUGGACGUGACGUGGCACAAGGACAUGGCGCCCACGCCUUGGGCCUCUCCGGACUUCGACCUGACGCUCGACCAACGCUCGGUGCUGGACGCCGUCAACCAACUCACCUUCACGCAGCUAAAACCUGACGGAGACGAGUCUGCAGCGCCCGGCGCGCCCCAGCUGAUACCGGAGGACUCGACGGCGGAGAACAACUGCGUCACCGUGGCCUGGCAGCCGCACGCUGGCAGCUUCGUCCAGGGCUACGUGCUCGAACUGGACGACGGGAACGCCGGGCCGUUCAGGGAGGUGUACUGCGGCAAGGAGACGCUGUGCACGGUGGACGGGCUGCACUUCAACAGCGCGUACCGGGCCCGAGUCAAGGCCUACAACUCCACCGGGGAAGGUCCCUACAGCGACGUCAUCGUGCUGCACACGGCCGAGGUGGCGUGGUUCGCGUUGGACCCGGUGGCGUGCCAUCCCGACAUAGUGCUGUCGGAGGAGAACGCCACGGCUCGCUGCGAGAGCUACGAGCACCGUGUCGUUCUUGGCUCCCUGUGCUUCUCCCGCGGUGUCCACUACUGGGAGGUCACCGUGGACCGCUGCGACAACAACGCUGACGUCGUCGUUGGAGUGGCGCGCGCCGAUGCUGCCAGGGAUGUUAUGUUGGGCAAAGACGACAAGGGAUGGAGCAUGUACAUAGAUCACCAAAGGUCUUGGUUUCUUCAUGCCGACCGGCACGAACACCGCGUGGACGGUGGCGUUGAGAGGGGCUCGGUCAUUGGAAUACUGCUCGAUUUGGACAGGCGUCAGCUGUGCUUCUACGUCAAUGAUGAACGGCAGGGACCGGCCAUUGCACUGGGAGCUCCUGUGCAGGGACCGAGCGCUGCACUGUACCCAGCGUUCAGCCUGAACCGGAACGUCCAGCUGACAGUGCACACAGCCCUAGACCCACCCCAGUCCUCCGAUGACAGCGACGACGCAGCAGACGAUGGCGAGGAGGCGCGUGAGCUGCCCGUUCCUCCCAGCCCCAAGAGUGCAUUGCCCACCCUGCCACCACCGGUGGUGUGAAGUUUUCUUUCUUUUUUUUGACAGCUAUACAGAACGAAGCUGCCACUCAUUUGUCAUCCCACAUUGCAACUUCAACGUGGCAGCAUGCCAUGCAAUGUUUACAAGUUUGAGAAUGUGGUAUGCCGAAAUGCUCGAUCAGUUUGGCAAGUGAAGUUGCCAAGGUAGUUCACAGAAAUGAAUGGAAACAUGCUGCAGCUGCAUCAGCGGUGCAAAUUUGAAAGGCUGCCCAGUGUCCGGUGUAUCAAGUUCACUUGACAGAUCACAAUUCGAAAGUGUCUUUUUGAGCAAAGUACUAAUUGGAAAUGCAAGCAGUGGGGCAUGUGGUCUUUGAUUCAUGCUCGGCCAUGUAAACAUGCCCACGAUAAGACAGUGCAGUUAAGGCAUGACCUACGAGAUCGGGUGACACGGUGCGUGCUUGCCACUCGAUCUCGGAGGCCACAGUUAACAUUCUACGUUCUAGGCUGCGUGUCCUGCUCUGCUGCUCUGGGCCAUUGCACGUCUAAGUGAAAGCAAAAAAAAAAAUAUAUGUAUAUAUCCAUUUUCCUGCUUAUUGAUGAGCCUCAACACAGCUUAGAAAUGCUGACGAUUAUCCGAUUGACGAUCACUUUGGGAGAUGAGAAAACUUAGCAAGAUUUUGCAUUUGGUGCCGAGUAAUGCAUAAUCUUUCGAAAGCAAUUGUAUUCUCAAAAGUGAUUGUUUGAUAAUCUGGUUAUUGCAGCUAUGGGUUACAGUGCAUGUGCCGAAUGCUAUACACUCCACUGUUUGUGGUUCAUUAAUUGGACAACAUUUAGCAAAAUGUAAUGGAUGUUGAGUUCCCCAAAACACGCAGAGUUUCUCACUUUUAAGGAGUUUUUAGACACGUCUCUAUUGUUGAGAUGGUUAGUUCAUUGAGUUCAGUCCAAGUACGUAUAAGUACCUUGCCCGUGCAUGCCAUUACAUGAGAAGAAAUACAAAUUUAAUUGCUGUGUAGCCUUACUUACGUGUUAGUUCAGCUCAUUAUAUUAUAUAUUACAUGAAGGGCCACUCUAUACUUUUUCAGUGCAAUAAAUGCGGUCGGUUGUAGUAAUUAAAACAAAAAUGAAGGUAUGACAAUGUUAGGACACACACCCCAUUUGCAAGAAUGUGACAUGACUACUGCUGUAGCAUGAGGGGGGAGAGUGGCAAGGUAUUUUGCAGCUGCAUAUCCUGAUUUAAAAGUGAAGUAAAGGGGCAAAAGGUUAACUCAGUCGUGGUGCUAAAAUGAAGCAUUUGUUGUGUAGCAUUGUACGCAGUCAGCUACCACUACGAUGCAUGCACAUGCAGCGAUAAUGGCUGUCAACCACGAUGUACUACUCCAGGAAGUCGCGUGGGGGUUGUGUUAACUGUAUCUUCUACAGGAUAUUGAGAAGUUUGCGGUAUGGGUGGAUGGUGAUGGCUUCUCCUUUGAAAUGGGGUAGUGGACAAAUGUCACCAAGCUUGGUUCUUUCUGCCUUUACGCCCUGUCUUCUCUUGAACCUUGAAGUCUGGUAUUCUUGUCGAUGAACCACGGAAUCCGUACUCCCAUACUUUAAGCAAAAUUAGAAAAAAAAACAAGUCAUCUGCAGGUGUAUGCCAAUCUGAGCAGCUGAUACACAUCAAGGACAUCGAAGUUGUAUAAGCGAGUUCUCACACCUUUCCGUACUGGGGGUCUAUUUGUUCGCUGUUCUUAAUGACGGCUUCUAACAGCAUCAAUAAGUUGUCUAUUUAGAUUAUAUAUGUGUACAAGGUAACUUUUAUUUACGUAGUCAUUGAUCAUUAUGUUCCAGAACAAAUUCUGGGCUCUGAGACAUGUGGUGUUGCAUUCACAUUUGAUAGCAACCACGCCGUCGCAUGCCGGCAUUCACCGGCAUACAGAAACCAUAGCAGAACUUCCCUUCACUGUAAAAAAUAAUGUUGUGUUUAUUAUGUUAUUUUUUGGCUCAUUAGCUUCGCCACUCCCCCAGCCACCUCUUGCUAGCCUCCACAACGGAUCCAUUUAUGUUUUCCCCGCUUUCCUUGAAACAAGGCAUUGGACAGGUUAGUUUGGUUCAAGUUUUCCCCCAAAUAAACACUGCGAUGGCAAAAGCUUCGGCUUUCUCACACAGCUCAGGCGCCCGGUGGCUGAGUUAACCGCAUCUUGAAGUGCAAAUUGGCAUGUGUUUACUUUUUUCGAGCUUGCCUUAUUCUACAGUCUUCACCGAUUUCACUUUAAUGAUUAACCAACUAGCCCACUGUCAAAUGAUCUUAGUUUCUAUCAGAACACUGGUGUUCAUGCCGUCGGCGGAUUCUGCCAGUUGGACACUCAUUUUUCCAUUAAUGGGGGUCUGUGUGUUCACUAGAUUCUUCUUGUGACUUCUCUGAGCAAAAGAAUGUUUGCAUCUGUUGUGAAGCAGAGUAAGCAAACAAGUAACUGCCUAAUUAAGGUGAGAUCAGAAAUGCACGUCAUUUCACCUUAAUUUGUAUAUUUUGCACAAAGGUUGUUAGCUGCUGUAUUUUAGACAUAUCUGUCGUCACUGACUGACAUAUCACAAAUGGCUUACCACCUAUUUGCUGCAUGUGGGCUAUGAUCACUUCAGCAAUGAGCACAGUUCCUUGGAGUUAGAACUGAGAUAUGAAACACUGUCCCAGUCCCAGGGCAAGACAUAUCAGUUAUUUCCUUGAUUUUAGUUAUUUUAAUUAUUGUAUCAAUACUUAACGCAUAAUCAGAAUGAGAUCAUUGGGCAAGAAACUUUUUCUCACCCUGUCCGAGCUGCAGAAGCAUAUCAAGUUUGUGCUCACAGAUGUACCAUUUAAGACACUAGCACAUUUAGCAGCCCUUCGUUUGAGUUCAGCUGGAUUGAAUUACAGUGUUAAUUGCCAACCUAUGAUGACUGCCAUAUAGAUUUCUUUGCUUUGCAUUACAGAUAGUUGCACACCGCUUAUUAAAUCACAGUCUGUCUGUAUAGCCUUCUGUUCUGUUUCUAUGUUCUAGUAAUUGGUCAUCUUAGGCAGUAGCGCCAUUAUUCAAGAACUUGUUUUGUCCUUUUUCUUUCUUUUUUAAUACAACUUGUAAUCAUUAUAUAGUGUCACUAGUAAUUUGCAGAGUGUUGUGUCUUGAGGCAGCAUACAUAUCAUUUUACAUAAGUACUAUUAGUGCUUCAAAGCCACAUGAACAUGAAGAUACACUUAGUGGCCGAUACAUCGAACUCUGUUGAUGCCUACUGUUAAAAAGGUAUAGGGAAACUAGGACAAGCUAUAAUUCUAGUUACAUUAUUUGCAGUGCUUAUUCUGCAGUGACAACGACUUCAUACGACUUGCAAGAAGCAGGAAUAUUGCAUUGCAUGCGUUCUCUUGGUUGUCAAGGUGUUGCCACAAGGUGAAAUUCAUGCUCUUCCUGGCGCACUCAUGUUUGAACAAAGUUAACCUCAAAAAUAAAAUUUCAGAGUGUGCACGUCAUAGAUUACCACAACAGGAGAAGACUGGACAUGGGCAACGCAUCUUGCAAAAGAUACCGGUGAAAGCCUGCGUUCUGCACCAUGCCAGUUGUCACCACGGGUGCUUGUAUGCUGUGCAAGAACAAGCAUUGGCACGAUAGCAUUGCUUGUACAAGAUUGUCUGUGGAGCACAGGGCAGCCAUUAAGCAAGACUUAUCUGACGCUGAAUAUACGUCCUUCCAUUAUUUUCGUGUUCUAGUUCUUUUUACCACCUAAUUUUUUACAUUAUAUAUCUCUAGUGUCUUAGUAGGGAAGAAAAGUUUGCAAGUGCUGUGAGUGCUCUUGAAGUUAUAUUGAAGUGUGAAAGCUUGUAUGGCAUUUCAUUGAAAGAGAUUUCAUUGAAAAGAAAGCACUGUCUUGUCUGUACAUUUUGACGUUUCUGACAAGAUGAAAAGAAGAGAGUACACCAUUCAUGCAUCAUUCUGACUUUUGCCUAUCGUGUGUGUUAAAAUGUUCUAGCACUACUUCAGUGACAUGGAAAGAUACUUUUCCGAAAUUCAAUGAUGAUUUAUGCUGAAAUUCUGUCAUUUUGUUGUUCGUUAAUGUCAUAGUUAAAUGAGAGCUCAAUAGUUCAGACUGUCAUGAACACAUUUGCCAUGUCAACAAACAGCUUCAAGCCACGCCUCUGUUCUGGUGAUUUGCUUUCUCAGCCAUUAUGUUUAGCUGUCGAACCAUACACCUGUAGCCAAGAAAACUAGUCACAUGUGUAAAGAAAGCUUAGUGUCAGUUGAAUGAUCUCUGUGGUAAGUGUGAGGAUGCGUGUCUCAUCUGCAAACACCACCUGACAGGAAGACUACGUUGCGCUGCUAUCAGGCUUUAUAGUUUUUUGUGCCGAUUUUUUAUCGCCACACCAAAGGGAAAGACGGGCGAGUCUCUCCAGUCAUCCCUUGUAAAGAAGCCCUGUUCUUGUUCAUCACUCAUCUGACGCGGCAGUUUAAGAGAGUCUUACUUUUCUGUAUGUGUGUGUCUUUAAACUGUGUAACCAAGUCUAGUUUGAAAGCUUUUGGUAAUUUGAGGGUAAUAUUUUGAACCAUUGUUUUGGUAAUGGACCACCUCAUGUUUUCUUACAUUUCUUUUUUUUAAGUAGCGACAGUUGAUCUGGUAGCUACGGUAGUCACUACAAAAUAGUGUUUUAUCAUUCGUUAAAAAGAGCUGCAAGUUAAGUUGCCUUAUCAUGGCAUAUUGGCAAGGAUAUGUUGGCAGCCUAUGAAGCCUUGUACUUCUGUGUGUUCCUUUGUCCACAUGACGCGUAUGUUUAAGUAUUGCUGUGCAAGGAAAAUGCAGGCGUGUGCUUAACUGGGCUGGUUCCUGCAUGUGGAAGGGAAUCUAACGGCACAAAAGACCGCACGUAUAGUGUAGACAUACAGUGCCGCCUCUGUCGUGUACGCUAUGUGUCCCUGUCUUUUGCACUGUUAGACUCCCUUCAAGGGAAAUGCUGCAAUAGAUUGCGUUGCAGCGUUCCACUGCUUACUAAGAGCACAUAGGUACAAGCACUUCGUAGGCGCUUCAUUUUCUCUGCAAGGAUGAAUUUCUUUUUUCCGUUAAACUUGCUCCUUCAUCUCAGCUUUCAUCAGGCAUAUUUAUGUGACUUGAUGAUUUUAUGUGGCACCUAGUGAUUUUAGUGUAUGGUACUUUCUCACUGGUGCUAUUGUCAAACUACCGGUGCUUGUUUUCAUUUUAUUACUUUUGUGUUUGUCUGAGUAAUUGAUUCUAGAAAGGCAUAAUUAUAAUUUCACUUCAUCAUGCUGAAAUGACUUAAUUGACCAAAACUAGAAAAAAAAAAUUCAGUUUUGUUGCUAUAAUAAGCAUAGGGUCAGUUACCGGUGUAUGCUAUUAUGCGCAGAGUUGUGCAACUCCAUAGCGUAGGUUUGGUAAGGUCCAGCCAAGGCUGCUGUUUUGAGUCAGCUAUAUCCUGUGAUUGAAUUGGCCUCUCUAUUGUGGUGUAUGCCCUUCCCAAAACAUGUGAGGUGAUAAAAGCCAGUUUUAAGAUUUUGUGCACUGCCAAGGUUUGCCUACAUGCCGUGGUUGUAUACUUAUUUAUUCUGCAGUACUCUUUGAGCGUUUGCAUACCGAGUGCUUAUGUUUAGUGAAGGUUAUUCUUUGCAAGGAUGGAGCAUAUAAUAGUGUGUACACAUUUUCCUCCAGUUAUCAGCACACAUGGAAUGAAAGUUUACUGGCUGUAAAUAGCAGAGAGGUUCCCUCGUUCUUUUAUUGCUGCUGUAGCAUAUGUAGCAUAUCCAGUAGAGAAGUCACUAUCAUGUUUUUCUUCACAUUUUUUAUGUGUGGCAGUACUAUGUUUAUUAAUUAAAUAAAAGUUUCUUCUCUGC